CCUAAUUCUGGUGAACUGGAUCCUUUAUAUGUAGUAGAAGUACUUCUGCGCUGCAGCAAAGAAAGCUUAAAAAAUUCAGCUACUGAGGCUGCAAAACCAGCCAAGCCUGAUGAGAAAGGAGAGAUGCAGGUUGUUCCAGUUUUGGUGCAUCUCCUUUCUGCUAUCAGCAGUGUUAGGCUUUAUAUUCCUAAAGACCUUCGGCCAGUGGACAAUAGACAGAGUGUUUUAAAAUCAAUACAGGAAGUUCAGAAACGUUUUCCUGAUGGUGUUCCCUUAUUAGAUCCUAUUGAUGACAUGGGAAUUCAAGAUCAAGGACUGAAAAAAGUCAUUCAGAAAGUAGAGGCUUUUGAGCAUCGAAUGUAUUCUCAUCCACUUCACAAUGAUCCAAAUUUGGAAACUGUGUAUACACUUUGUGAAAAAAAAGCACAGAUUGCAGUAGAUAUUAAAUCUGCAAAACGAGAACUGAAGAAAGCAAGAACUGUCCUACAAAUGGAUGAGCUCAAAUGUCGCAAACGUGUUUUAAGAAGGUUGGGCUUUGCUACUUCUUCUGAUGUCAUAGAGAUGAAAGGACGAGUGGCUUGUGAGAUCAGCAGUGCUGAUGAACUCCUUCUCACUGAGAUGAUGUUUAAUGGCCUUUUCAAUGACCUGUCUGCAGAACAGGCAACUGCGUUACUAAGCUGCUUUGUGUUCCAAGAGAAUUCCAGCGAGAUGCCCAAAUUAACAGAACAGUUAGCAGGACCACUUCGUCAAAUGCAGGAAUGUGCUAAAAGAAUUGCAAAAGUUUCAGCAGAAGCAAAAUUGGAAAUUGAUGAGGAAACUUAUCUUAGCUCAUUCAAGCCUCACUUAAUGGAUGUGGUGUAUACCUGGGCAACUGGAGCUACAUUUGCCCAUAUCUGCAAAAUGACAGAUGUCUUUGAAGGCAGCAUAAUUCGUUGUAUGAGACGCCUAGAAGAAUUGCUUCGACAGAUGUGUCAGGCAGCAAAAGCCAUUGGAAAUACUGAGCUGGAAAAUAAAUUUGCAGAAGGAAUCACCAAAAUCAAGAGAGACAUUGUGUUUGCUGCCAGCCUCUACUUAUGAAGAAUCAGCUAAAGGAAGUAGAAUUUUAAAAUUACUUGCUACCUGGCUGAUUAUAGUUGACUACAGAUGCUUACAAGUGUUGAUAUGUUCUCCCAUCUCAAGACAAUUGUCCUCAAACAUUUUAAUACAGAUUGUAUUUAAAUCAAAUAUCAUUCCAAGAAAGCGUAUUACAUACACAUAUGUACAUAAGCAUUACAUUUUUUAAUAAAACAUGUACAGGUGGGGCAUUGUUUAAUGGAAGGCUUGAAAUUUUAAAUGAAUUUAAGAGCUGUUAGAUAACCAUUGUGUUAAAUGUAACUAUAUACACAGAUAAAGUGGGUAUCCAGGAGGUAUAGCAGCAGCAGCAGUCCCAUAAAGGCCUGUACACCAGAAAGAAAGACGCAUCCUCUUGCCUUGUGGUUGCAGUUGUUUUCCUUUUAGAAAGCAGGCCAGCUUCACCUGCCACCCUGCCUUCAAGGCUGGUGAUUGUUCCGAUAGUGAUUUCCCGCCGUUGGUGUUUCAUGAAGAGUUGUAUGAGAGUCCUCCUCUUUUCUUUCUUUAAAAGGAGAAUUCCUCUCCUUGAAGAAAUCUGAUACAUACACAGCCUACAUAGAACAGGUUACACUUAGAACAGGGCAAAGUAUUUAAUGGUAUACUUUAUGUAAGUUUAAAAACCAUACAAGUUGCAGGAAGUAGCUUGUAAAGACAAAAGGAUAUACAUUAGACAUAUCAAUUAAGAAUAUGAAAAACUAGUUAAUAGGAAUUUUUUUAAAAAGCUUAUUUCAAAUAGACAAUGCCUUGGUAAAUAGCUUCAUUCUACCAACACUUAAAAGUGUUAAUUCU
Messenger RNA from Castor canadensis (American beaver), 1899 nucleotides. NCBI's taxonomy places the organism in Eukaryota, Metazoa, Chordata, Mammalia, Rodentia, Castoridae. The record is from RefSeq and is a predicted model, not a curated record.